AUGGUUUUUGCUGUUUGUGUUGGUAAUUCACCUCUUGUAUCUAUGGAAUUGAGAUGGGUAAGAAGAAGAAAAUGUGAUAAUAAUGAUAAUCAAAGAAGAAAACUCAACGAGCUGAAUGCUGCUUCAUCGAGGUUAUUGCCUCGAUCGAUACCUGUUUACAUCUCUACGUUGAAGAAAGACGUAAAUCUAGAGGAAUUGAGAAGUUUGUAUUCACAUUGUGACCACUCUUGCAACCGCUUGUCUGAGAAUGGUAGCAUUGUUGACAUGAAAAAGCUGCGUACAGCUAUCUCGCGCAGCGAUGUUGUUGUCUCUGUGUUUUGCAAAUCUCAUCACGCGGAUCUUUACGACGAUGAUUCUGCGGUUUUGGAUUCAGAAGAAGAAAGUUUGGCUUCAUCUUUGUAUUCUUCAGACAUCAUGAAACAAGACAAGGAUGAGAGUUCUCUGGGGGACUUAUUUCAGAAUGUGUUGCCUCUCACUCCUACAAAUGGACGGCUUGUUGGAUUCGGUCGUGCCUAUUCUGAUCAUGGCUUGACCGCUUCUAUCCACGAUCUAAUGGUUUUACCUUCGUUACAACGGAUGGGAAUCGGUAAACUGAUAGUUAACAGAAUUAUCAGGCAUCUCACAAGCAGAGAUAUCUACGACAUAGCAGCUCUCUGCUUCGAGCAUGAAAGGCCAUUCUUCAAAGCCUGUGGGUUUGGAGAUGACAGAAUGGGUUCGACGACAAUGAUGUUCACGAAGAGCUUGGAGGCGUAA
Molecule: messenger RNA, 753 nt
Organism: Arabis nemorensis
Lineage: Eukaryota; Viridiplantae; Streptophyta; Magnoliopsida; Brassicales; Brassicaceae
Source: the annotation of a GenBank genome assembly